This is a messenger RNA of Anguilla anguilla (European eel), 1328 nucleotides long. RefSeq names its product fucolectin-7-like. The transcript is spliced from 5 exons. Lineage: Eukaryota; Metazoa; Chordata; Actinopteri; Anguilliformes; Anguillidae. The coding region runs from base 460 to 1005 and encodes 181 amino acids. The record is from RefSeq and is a predicted model, not a curated record.
GUAGGCUCAGUCAUUUCUAUCAGAUCAAAUCCACACUGAGGAGCCAUCGGCAAGAGGAGAUGGUUACGCGGCUAAUGCUAAUCUCAAGAUCAACGGGAACUUAUGAGACAUUCAGUUACAAGUCAACAACUGCCAACUUCCACACUGUGAUGUAUAGCUGCAUAUGAAAAGACACAGCCUAGUGUUUGAAUAUCAUAACCCUAAUUUAGCGAAGAGCUGAGUCUUCAGUAUGUGUUGAUUCAUAUUGGCUGGGUUCAUGUUGUCCUGAUUGCAGUGGGAAGCUCAUCGAACACCAGAACAGUGUUGGCCAGAACAGACAGGAGACCAUCACGUUGAGCAGGCACUCCCAUUUAGGGGUAUUUAAGAGGCACCAUCCCAAACACAUCCACAUUCCAACUGAAUAGUCAACAAUUAUCUACCAAAGAUCCACCGGUGAAAACCUGCAACCUUACGGACAGGAUGAAGGUCAAAGUGAUUAUGUUACUUUUUCUGAUCUUGGCCAUUUCAACCCUCAAGCAAGGUUCAGCUCUCGUUCCUGACGGAUACGUAGAAGAGAAUGUGGCUUUAGGUGGGAGGGCCACUCAGUCGGAUAUUCUGAAAGGGGGAGGGACACCAUUCAGCCUGCCUGGCAAUGCCAUUGAUGGAAACCGAGAUUCUGACUUCUACCAUGGAUCCUGCACCCACACCUCGGGAGGGGCCAACCCCUGGUGGAGGGUGGACCUGCUGCAGGUGUACACAAUCACCUCCGUCACCAUCACCAACAGAGGAGACUGCUGUGGGGAAAGGAUCAGUGGAGCUCGCAUCCUCAUCGGCAAACACCUGAAGAACAACGGAAUCAAUAAUCCACAGUGCAGUGUGAUUGGCUCUAUGGCAGCAGGAGAGACUAAAACCUUUCGGUGUCCGCAGCCAAUGAUUGGACGCUACGUCACAGUGUACCUCCCAAAAACAGAAUCUCUUCACCUCUGCGAAGUGGAAGUGAAUGUUUUAUUUCCUGCCCCUUGUUAAGUAGUCGUUUGCAAAUUCCUUUGUAUUUAAACGUGAUUGUUUCUUUACAGUCAGAUGCAGUGAAUCUGAAAUGGGGUAAUGAAAUAAAUUUGACUCUCUUGGGAUUUUGGGAUUAUGCUGUCAAGAGUGUACAAAAAAACCUUUUGAAGUUCUGCUUGAGUUCUUUCUGCAAGUUGAUUUAUGACUUCAUUUUCUUUUUAGCACAUCAAAUAGACACUCAAUGUAUCAAAUAAACAUUUAAGGCAUUGACAUACAUGUUCUGCAAGUUCAUUUAUUGACUGAUUUUCUUUGUAGUGCAUCAAAUAAACAUCUCAUUUAAAGCA